CAAGUAUUUUGCAUAAUCGUUGCUGCUUAAGUCGGAUACCCCGCCGUCGUCCUGGUUCUCAUUCGCCGUGGGGUUUGGUCAAAGGACGAUCCAAGCAAGUGGCUUAGGAUAGUGUAAAGGUCCGGACGCGUUCGAGUCCACCCGCUGGGAGAGAUCCUCGUUUUGCGAUCAGAUUCCUUCGAAAUGCACUAUCGUAUCAAUACAUGACCUCCAUAUACAAUGGAGUAUACCGUAAAGCUUGAUCAUGCAAUUCCCGAGGUUCGGAAGCGGGCAUUUGAACACCUAAAAUUCAAACUUCGUACUGGCAUUGUAUCUGUUGAUGAGAUAGCACAUGAACGGGGUGCUCUCGAGAAGAUCCUUAAAUAUAUUGGUAUUGGGAAUUCCGAGCAUGAAGAGAUCCACACUUCUUUAGAGCUCUUGCAAGAUCUUUGCAAAAAUUCCACUACUCGGACAAAUCUCGUGGAGCUUGGGGUUCGAGACGUUCUGGAACGACUGCGGGAAAAUAUUCAUGAGAGCGGUAGCGUUGCACUACUCGAUGACAUUCGAGAACGUCUUCGGCACCUUCCUGGGCAAGUCGAAAGCCCAUUGAUCUACCAACGAGCUCAGUAUAGUGGUGAAUAUGAAAAAGCAGUCAGCUCUCGGCAACCUUCCCUCGGGCAUUAUAGUCCUGACCGAAGACCGACUACCGCUAGCCCAGUGAAUAGGAGAAUUGGAUCCCCGGACCACUGGGAGCAAGGAGGUGCUCCGCAUCCUCUGCCAUACUUGCCUUAUGCGAUCCCGACAUACGAAGUCAUCCAGCUAACAGCAGCGGACGAAAGAAUUAUUGAUGAGUUUUGUACCAUUCAUACAAUGUCGGGUGGAUGGGACAGAGAGCGUGGGCGCGAGCUUUUUGAUAUUUUGUUGUUGGACUUUGGAGCGGGCAUCUUUUUGCAAAAGUCACAGCUAUUUCGGACCAUUUUGAGCAAUGCCACUGCGGAUGUGACAUCCCCGUCAUGUAUGUACCUCGAAGAGUUACUCCUGCAGUGGCAGAACCACUUUCGAAAAUGUGCAGAUGUGACAAGUAAACACUGCACAUUGACCCCAUCAACGGUCGUACCUGUCUCCAUCGGCCCAAGUCUAUUUGCAGAGCACGGUUCAUCAGUUACAGAUUACAUGAUAAGCAUCCCAUUUGCCUGCCACGAGGUGUUCGUCACGAUGAUACCCUUAAUGCGUCACCUAAAAUGGAUGCCUGAAGUGUUAAGGAUCUUGUACAAUGCUCUACCUUUUUUCAAAUUACACUUGAGCAUGGCAAGUGCUCAAACUUCACAGCACAUUUCGCACAAGGUGAUCGUAUCCUACGUUCAAUCGGUUACGGCGAUUGUUGACUAUCAUGGUGCGAUGGUGGAGAGGAGUCAUGGGGAAACUAUAUGCGCCGAAUAUCUUUACGCCAGAGAAAGAUGCGCUCUAUUUGCCUUCGACUUGCUCGAUGCACUCAUAUCGCUGGAAGAGGAUUGGAACUUUUCCGAAUUGUUGUGGGAAGUGGUUGAACUCUUUUCUAGCAUGCCAAACUCAAAUGCAGUCCCGGGUAGCCUUAUUACCUACCUCUUGACCAAGCCAUCCCCUCUUCCGAAUGCAAUCCUUUUGUAUCUGUUACGCCACGAAAAUUCCUGGGUUCGCCUGCAGGCCGUUGAGCGAUUAAAAGACGCCUGGAAUGACACAGAACAGAAGAGCGCACUAUUUUGUUCUGCACCUUUGGUCAUUGCGUUGAUAGAGACUGCCUGUGAAAGCGCGGAUGGCCAGACACUACAAGUCGUCUACCCUAUGUUGCAGAAAUCAAUCCUUUCCUGUAUCGAUCCCUCUCUCAUCUGGAGCAUCUUACCAUGGCUUCAACUUAUGUACGACGCAGACGAAGGAAAGCUAAUGAAAUCCGCCAUGAAUAUUGCGGAACACAAAGGACAUGAGCAUGAUGAGAUUUCAUUCUGGACAAGAGCUCUGUUACAUAAAGACAAACGAUUACGGCAGGAGGCCGUGUCACACCUGAUGGCUUGUGUUCCUGACUUAACAGCUGCAGCGGGGAAUCUGGAGGACUGUGCGAACACGCUGCUUAUUCCUUCAUCUCUUUUGGCUAUAAUACAAGCUGACAGAUCAAGUGCAGCAAUGGUAGACAAGUCCGCCAGCGUAGAACGGUUCUGCAAUUCCUUAGAAUCCUCGUUGCCCAGUGAUGGUGACCUUAAGGAUGAUCUGCGUGACAUUGCCGACGGUAUUUUUGUAAGGGCAACCAAACAGCGCGCCAAAGAUCUGGGCCUCCAUCUGAGGUUACUGAAGCUAUUGAAUCAAUCUGGCGCGUCGUGGCUCAUGCACCCUGGCGUGUUGCUGCGGGCUUUCAUCAUUCUUCGGGUAUUAGUUGAAACGGACGUCGGAGUGCGUUCUGAUUUGAUUCAGGAUCGGACCUUUGUCCGUACCCUUGCCCGAUAUAUUUUCCACUUCGAAGCGCAAUUACGAUACGAACUAGCGCGGAUCUUUUCCAGCCUGUUCUUUAUGGAUGAUCAAUUAUGUACCAAUGUCCACCGGGUCGUUGCGAGCAAAUUCUACCUGUACAUGCCUAGUAAUGCAACGGUUGAUGCCAGUGGUCCGGAGCGCAUCGCAGAAGAUCCGGCUAUGGUCCGCACGAUACUAGACUUUCUUUCAUCAUACAGGGGCAAUGUGCGCUUGUCCCAGUCAGAAACACAUAUGCUUGAGAACUGGAACAAUCCCUUUUUCUGGAAGAUUGAGCAAAGUGCAUCCGACCUGCGACAGGCACAAAGUCAUGCAGCAUUUGAAGCUGCUGUUCUCAAUCUACGAACCGCUUUCAUUUCCGAGAAUGACUGCAAUCUAUUGUGGGAGACUGAUGUGCCGCUAACCCUUCAAAGGAUUCUUCUUUUACCGCCUGCAAACGUGGACGAUGCCUUGCUGCUUACUCAACUCUUGCAUUUUCUGGCCGAUAUUUUGAUCUACCCCGGCAUCUUCUCUCAUUUUGAAAAAGUGUUGCUGUCAUCAUUCGAGAAGGUUCUUCUCCCAAUUCUUUGUAGUGGGUCACAAGAUGGGACCUAUCAUGAAGCUGACGCUUCAGUUGAAUAUUUGGGGUCGUCGGCCUUCAUGUCGGAAAUCCUUGCAUUUUCUCGAAAGAUUCUUCAUGACGCAUCCGAUGAGGAUGUAAUGGCAAGCAUUUCUAGAACUGAUGCCCUCAGUUCUUUGUACAUUCUUGGACAACGGCUAUUGGACGCCAAGGGGAUAGCAAGUCCCCGAAACUGCAUGAACUGGCUGAUGAUACUUCUUCGCUGCGUAAGCUUGUGUGGCAUCAUGAGCGCGGUCAGCGGCGAGGUCAUGAGUGGCAUCAUCAGUAUACUUGUUCACACACUUCGGUCAUGCCAGCAAUACCCUACACAACCUGCCAAUCCUCAUCACUCGUGUCACGAAAGCCGGGGCUUGUACAGGUUGGCAGCUUUGUGCUUACGUAGUAUCAGUCGAACAACCUUCAUUGAAGCGACCGGUGAAGUUGCAUGCGCAUGGGGCGAGCAUUGGAUGGUGGAGGGCUCGAUAGAUUGGAUGGUGGUUCUUCUUAACGACCAUGAAGAACUUUUGCAAAAAGUUGGAAUGGGGAUUUUGAGUAAUCUCACCAUGGUCGACGACGCUCGGCCACUUUUGGAAAACCAGCUUCCGCAUUUCCUGGACGUGGCCUUUGAGCAUGUGAUGACGGUCAAUACGAGUCCUUCAAUUCGGAAAGAGUCUGUGCUUUUGGUAAAGAAUUACGUGGUGAGGUCUUGCCAUGACAUGGACGGCAGGUUCAGUAGUGAUACACAGCAAAGUAAUGGCUUUGAAGAUGCUGUUCGAAAACUGGGUACCGCUCGGCGAGACGAUGUACUGGCAAUGUUUGAGAGAUAUGGUUUUUUUGCACGUCUUAAAGAUGUUGUUGAUUGCGAUGACAUUCUUGUGCGAUGUGCCGUCUCGGAGCUUCUAGUCAGCCUGUCCAUUCUUUCCCCGGCAUUAAUGCGACAUGCCCUUUGCGAGGCCAAUGCGUUGCCGUUCUUGCUCACAUACUUGGAGGACAAGGACAUCAAGGAGUGUCCGCCCGAGGAAGACACUUACGCACUUUAUGAAAUAUUCCGAAGGCAGCUUGUACAAGAUGCUGAUUACGAGAUUCUCAAUAGCACUAAAUGCAAUGUUCUCCGAAUCCUAUGGCUCGUGUCAUUUGGAUCGCCUGAGAUUCAAGCUUAUCUGGUGGAUGAGACCUUUGUUCUCAAGCAGUUGGUUCGUGUGCUACGAGACCUGUGGGACCAUUGGAAAGAUGGGCAUCUGAGGCAGGAGUUGCUCCAAAUUCCUACUAUUGCACUCGCAUUACACGUCUUAAAGGAAUUGCUAUUCGUGUCCGCCACGCGAAGGCCGAAGGAGCUCGAGACGACGUUUAAGACAGAACAGAACGGGUUGACGAUCUGUCAGCUGCUGGUGGUCAGCAUGCGGCAGACCUUAAGUACUUCGUUAGCCCGAGUUGCCUGCCAAACACUAGCGAGGAUCCUGUCUUUGCAUUAUAGCGUUACCGUCGACCUGGGCUUGGCGGAUAUUCUAGAUCAUGAGAUGCGCAUCUUUGAGGGUGGUAAUGGUCCUAUUGGGACGGUGCUCUUCGAACAGCUUGUUCAUGUCCUGUUCAGACGGUAUGAACUCGAAGACGCUGCAUACAUGGAGUCAGUGCGGAUCUGUUUACAGUGUUUAUUGGGGUGCUGUAACUCCGUGAAAACUCAUGCUGUGCAAGGAGGAUUUUUGUCAAAUCUUCUAGAACGCGCGCGGCUUGCAUUAGAUUGCACAUCUAGACUGGAUGGCCCACAGGAGCAAGAGAUGUUUGUCAUUGUUACUCUUUUGCGGCACAUCCUGGCUGGUUCUACAGAAGCGAAGUUAUCUGCAACCAAAGAGCGGACGCAUGUACUCCUUCACCAUAUCCUCUCGAGUAAAGAAUCCAGCGAUGUGUUGGCACAGGAGGCGCUUCACUGCUUGCGUAACUUGAUUGCCAAUUGCAACAAUACAAAGAGAGUCAUGUUUGAGCAAAUGCGGAUAAAAGGACGAGAUGCAAGCUUGACUGAUAUUCUGGUCAGCAUGGUUCGUAAGAAGACGAUUGAGCUGAAUACAUACAAUGGUUGUCUCGAUGUUCUGAAGAUCCUUGCGCUGCAUGGGGAAUCUCGUGCUGCUAUGUGGAAGACAAAUAUACUGGUGGAUCUGAAAAACGUUCUAUCUUGGUUGACCAAGGUGAAAGAUUACCCGAGGGUGGAGACUCUCCUGUCAUUGUACUUGAACUCGACCUUUGCCUAUGACGGGCAAGUAAAUGUUAUGCGAACGCCAGAGCUGUUCGAUCAACUCGUACAAUUAUUGACGGUGCGGUCAAUACACGUCAAACGCACUACGGUAUUGAUUCUACGAAACUUGGCGAUUGCCAAGGAAAAUAAAGCUCAUUUUCUACUCCACGGCGAAGUCCUCUCGAUUUUAUGCGACCUUUUGGGAGCGAAGUCGCUUGAGAUUCUUUCACCAACGACUUCCCUGAUUCGAGGAUUACUCUGCGACAGUGAAAAGGCCAAGGUUGCACUGAAAAAAGCCGAUGUCAAACGACAUCUGGACUCUCUCAAUCAUAGGCUUCAUUCAGUCUACUCUUGGUACCUCAAGCGAAGUGAUGGACGACCAGGAACGCAUGACUCAAAGGACGACAUGUCCGAGCAGGACGAAGAGUAUCUCGAACAGACAUUGUCAAAUCUUGCGAUUGUAAAUAAGUUAUUAUUGAACUAGAAAGCAGAUAAUACUAUACACAAAAUUGACUUCAACGAAUUACACAUCAAAUUCUCAAGCUGAUA
This is a messenger RNA of Spizellomyces punctatus DAOM BR117, 5849 nucleotides long. RefSeq lists its product as uncharacterized. NCBI's taxonomy places the organism in Eukaryota, Fungi, Chytridiomycota, Chytridiomycetes, Spizellomycetales, Spizellomycetaceae. The transcript is spliced from 24 exons. The coding region runs from base 220 to 5784 and encodes 1854 amino acids. Gene Ontology annotation, cellular component: centrosome; ciliary basal body; centriole. Gene Ontology annotation, biological process: ciliary basal body organization; centriole replication; centriole-centriole cohesion. The record is from RefSeq and is a predicted model, not a curated record.